This is a messenger RNA of Cantharellus anzutake, 948 nucleotides long. RefSeq lists its product as uncharacterized. The transcript is spliced from 4 exons. The record is from RefSeq and is a predicted model, not a curated record. Lineage: Eukaryota; Fungi; Basidiomycota; Agaricomycetes; Cantharellales; Hydnaceae. The coding region runs from base 1 to 948 and encodes 315 amino acids.
AUGAACCACAUCCGGAAAUCACCAGGCUGUCUUGCAAAGUUCCAAGAGCACACUGCUGUGGAUGUGCAAGCAACUCCUGAUAAAAGUGAUGAUCCAUCAACUUCUCAAGAGGAAGGGGAUUCACUAAUACAGGCUGGAUCCUCCUCACCUAUGGAAGUCGAUCCAGAGCUUUAUUCCUCAUUUGGUCUACCCGCUACCAAUCUAGCUCAGGCUGUGGAUGACCCACCUCCAGACUCUGAUGAUGAAUCAAAUAUGGAAUCAGUCUCCUCAGACCUGCUUCCUGAGGAUGAGGAAAGUGACAGGGAGGAUGGCAUUGGGUCUGAGGAUCCUUUCACAGCCCCUUUGGGUGGGAUUGAUACAGAGGAAAGAGGCUUCAGUUAUGAAAAAUAUGAAGCAGAAGGACCAAACCCCCAUCUCCCAUGGGCAAAUCUCAGUGAAUGGAGAUUGGUUGAGUGGUUGGUGGAUCAGCAGCUCUCACAGAGAGCCAUUGAUGAUUUCAUAAAAAAUUGUUGGACCCAAGAACACCCAAAACAACUGAGCUUUGGGUCUGCAAAGGAAAUGUACAACAAAUUUUCAUCAAUGGAUGGGGCCCCAGCUUGGCAUGCAAAAGAGGUCAUCCUCUCUGAUGCUCCCACUGAGCCCCAGAUCCUGUUUUAUCGGGAUGUGCGCGAGUGUUCUGAUCACAUACAAAAUAAUCCUAGCUUUUCAAAUGCAUGGGAUUAUGAGCCACAGCGCUUCACAUACUCUGACAUGAACAUCCAUGUCUUCCAUGAACCUUGUACAGGGAAGUUAUGGUGGAGGUAUCAGGAAGAAUCCCCUGAAGGGACAAUGAUCCAGGGUGUCAUUCUUGCAAGUGAUGAGACUCACCUUACAAACUUCUCUGGAUCAAAAGUUUUCCAUGCUGUCUAUAUGACACUUGCAAAUAUCCAUGGUGACAUCCGAUGUUAA